UGACCAUCCACCAAAUCUCCACUCGUCCUCCUUGCUCGUUGCUGCGAUGAACAGCCUAGCAGGCUACGGGUCUGGCUCUGACUCCGAGGGAGAAGAGACUCCAGCGGCAGGCGGCUCGUCCUCAGCAAGUGUUGCCGCCGCUGCUGGGAAGCGCAGAAGAGCGUCAACACCAGGGUCGAGCUCCAGUGAUGGCGAGGGGAAUGCUGCGCCGACGGAUGCGUUCGGUUUAGAGAAUGGCAACGGGACAGCUACUCCCAGCAGUUCGGCGGCUCCAAGCUCGACGAUGACCAUCCGCGCAGCCCCACAAGUAGUCCUUGAUGAUCCCAUGGCCUCCAGCUCACGAUCCAUGAUUCCUCGCUCGACGGAUACCCAAAUGCACGUCAAUGUCCGCUACGACGACAUGGUUGCAACAACCGCUGGCCCAUCGAACCCCUUCUCCACCCGCCAGCUCGGCGCACAGCAAAACGCGCUCAAUGGCCACUACGAGGAGGAAGCAAUGAGCGACUUCGAUUUCCGCAAUCAGCAGAAGAAUCGAGAUAUUGGUCAUCAGCUUGCAGGCAGCUCGGGAGCGCUGGCGCGUACCUCGAAGCAAUUGAAGAAGCAGAGGAUGGGCAAGGGUGGGGAUACCAGCGUUGUUGAGGGCGAGGGGGCGUACGUGGGGCCGUGGGGUGGAUGGGAGGGGGAGAAAGUGCAGCUCGAUGAGGGCGUAGGACCUACGGAGGAGGAAAUCGCCCACGCUUCCUCGCUCUCCACUCAACGCGCCAAGGACAAGGCCGAAGCCGAAGCCCGCCGUCAAAGGGACGAAGGUCGCGGCACAGAAAAGUCGAUCUUCCACGGCACGUCCAUGUACGACUACCAAGGGCGUUCCUAUCUGCACGUUCCAGGCGACGUCGAGACGAAUCUGCACGGAGAGGCGGGGUCGCAGAGCUGCUUCUUGCCCAAGGCUUGCGUGCACACCUUUACAGGGCAUACGAAGGGAGUAUCUGCGCUCCGCUUAUUCCCAAAGAGUGGGCAUCUGAUGCUCAGCGCGAGUAUGGAUACCAAGAUCAAGUUGUGGGACGUCUACCACGAAGGGAAAUGCCUGCGCACCUACAUGGGCCACAACAAGGCCGUACGCGAUGUCACCUUCUCGCACGACGGACGCCAGUUCCUCUCUGCAGGGUACGAUCGUCAGAUCAAGCUGUGGGACACCGAGACUGGGCAAUGCCUACGCGCCUUCUCCAACGGCAAGCAACCCAACGUGCUGCGCUUCCAUCCCGAACAGCCCAACAUCUUCCUCGCCGGCAUGCACGACAAGAAGAUUGUCCAAUUCGACAUCGAUUCGGGCGAGAUCACGCAGGAGUACGACCAGCAUUUGGGGCCAGUCAACAGCAUUACAUUCGUGGACGAGAAUCGUCGCUUCGUUACCACGUCAGAUGACAAGACGAUGCGAGCGUGGGACUUCGACAUCCCCGUCGUCAUCAAGUAUGUGGCCGACCCGCUGAUGCACUCCAUGCCCGCGGUUACUGUCCAUCCCAACGGCAAAUGGCUGGCAGCACAGAGUCUCGACAACAGCGUAUUGGUAUACAGUACGGACUCGCUGCGGCAGAAUCGCAAGAAGAUCUUCAAGGGCCACACCGUGGCUGGGUAUGCGUGCGAGGUGGCCUUUUCCCCCGAUGGGCGUUUUGUGUCUAGUGGUGACGGGGAAGGGAAUGUGGUGUUCUGGGAUUGGAAGACGGGGAGGCUGCUCAAGAGGCUGCCACGAGCACACAAGGAGGUGGUCAUCAGUCAUGCGUGGCUGCCGCAUGAGACGAGCAAGGUGGUGACGGGUAGUUGGGAUGGCACGAUUAAGAUGUGGGAUUGAGCGGGCGGCACGAGCGGGGAGGAAGUGUAUUGGGGCGAUAGAGCUGCGAAGGUACAAUAUCAUUCAUCGUUGCUCUUGCGCCAUUGAACCCUGCCUGGCUCAUCUCCUUCUCGUGAAGGUUUGACCGUGGGCGGUGCUCAAGCGGUGAUCUCCGACCUCACUGACUC
Jaminaea rosea is the source of this 2010-nucleotide messenger RNA. Its product is annotated as WD40 repeat-like protein. Gene Ontology annotation, molecular function: mRNA binding; protein binding. Gene Ontology annotation, biological process: mRNA splicing, via spliceosome. NCBI's taxonomy places the organism in Eukaryota, Fungi, Basidiomycota, Exobasidiomycetes, Microstromatales. Gene Ontology annotation, cellular component: catalytic step 2 spliceosome. The transcript is spliced from 4 exons. The coding region runs from base 47 to 1843 and encodes 598 amino acids. The record is from RefSeq and is a predicted model, not a curated record.